Messenger RNA from Acipenser ruthenus (sterlet), 5374 nucleotides. RefSeq names its product multidrug resistance-associated protein 1-like. The transcript has 28 exons. The annotation marks the transcript as partial. Gene Ontology annotation, molecular function: ATP hydrolysis activity; ABC-type transporter activity; ATP binding. Gene Ontology annotation, biological process: transmembrane transport. NCBI's taxonomy places the organism in Eukaryota, Metazoa, Chordata, Actinopteri, Acipenseriformes, Acipenseridae. Gene Ontology annotation, cellular component: membrane. The record is from RefSeq and is a predicted model, not a curated record.
UGUAACGCAACCAAGCUGUCGAAAUCAUAUUUGUUUAGAAAUGGCUCGCACGAGAAACAGUGUAUUGGAAACAAGAACCUCAACCCUGAAAGGAAAGUUUCUUUUUUCAGCAGGGUGACAUACUGGUGGUUCAACAGUGUUAUAACUUUAGGUUAUAAGAGACCCUUGCAGAGAGAAGACCUCUUUGAAUUAAGCGAUGAUGACUCAUCUUACACUGUAUGCCCCAGCUUUGAGAAACAGUGGAGGAAAGAAAUUAUUGGGCCAACUGAGGUACCAAGAGAAGAUGAGGAAAGCCUUUUGGGAAAAGGAAAAAACCAUAAGCCCUCUUUGCUUCGUGCUUUAUGGCAGACAUUCAGAAGGCUUCUUGUUCAGAUUGCACUUCUGAAAGUGUUGGCAGAUUCUUUGGCUUUUAUCAGCCCUCAGAUACUCAAGCUCAUCAUUGCUUUCUGUGACAAUCAGCCCAUGUUCGAUUGGAAUGGUUCUACCUAUGCAAUUGCCCUUCUUGUGGCUGCUGCCUCUCACACCAUCGUCCUCCAGAUUUACCAACGCUUCAACAUGCUGACUGCAGCUAAGAUCAAAACUGCUGUGACUGGGGUGGUGUACAAGAAGGCCUUAAACCUGGCAAACUGCUCUCGAAGGCAGUUCACGACUGGUGAGGUUGUGAAUUUAAUAUCGGCGGACGCCCAGCAGCUGAUGGAUCUGGCUGUGAACCUGAACCUGCUUUGGUCAGCACCAUUCCAGAUCCUGUUGGCAGUCUUCUUCCUGUGGCAAGAUCUGGGCCCCUCAGUGCUGGCUGGCAUUGCGGUUCUAGUGCUUGUCAUACCGUUGAAUGCAGUGGUGGCUUCCAGAAUGAAACAGCUGAAGAAAAGUCAAAUGAAGACCAAGGAUCGACGGGUUAAACUGCUAAAUGAAAUUUUGCAUGGAAUUAAGAUUCUGAAGCUGUAUGCAUGGGAGCCAUCAUUUCUUCAGAAGGUAGUGGACAUUCGAGAAAGCGAAAUGGAGGUGCUGAAAUCUUCAGGAUACUUGACUGCGUUUUCCAUGCUGAUGUUGACCUGUGUCCCUUUUUUGGUUUCCUUGGCAACGUUUGGAGUCUUUGUAUUGGCAGAUGAUGGGAAUGUUUUAACUGCAUCCAAAGUUUUUACAUCAAUCUCCUUGUUUAAUAUUUUGAGAUUGCCACUAUUUGAUCUGCCAACUGUAAUUUCUUCAGUUGUUCAGACAAAGGUGUCUCUCAGUCGACUGGAGAACUUCCUCAGUGGAGAAGAACUUAAACUGCAAGAUGUUCAGACUGAAUACCUUGGAGGCCAUGCUGUAGGAUUCACUGGAGCUUCCUUUCGUUGGGAUAAGACUGGACGUCCAGCUUUAAGAGAUCUGAAUAUGAAAAUACCAGAUGGAUCUCUGGUUGCAGUGGUGGGCCAGGUUGGUGCUGGAAAAUCAUCCCUUCUGUCUUCUAUCCUUGGGGAGAUGGAAAAGGUUGAAGGCCUCGUCCAGAGAAAGGGUUCGGUGGCAUAUGUUUCCCAGCAGGCUUGGAUUCAGAAUGCCACCUUACAAGAAAAUAUUCUCUUUGGCUCAGAAAUGAAUGAGAAGCUGUACCACGCGGUGUUGGAGGCAUGCUGUCUCCUGCCCGACAUUGAACUUCUGCAAGAUGGGGACCAAACAGAAAUUGGAGAGAGGGGAGUGAAUCUGAGCGGCGGGCAGAAGCAAAGAGUGAGCCUGGCGAGGGCUGUUUACAGUGGCGCUGACAUCUACCUGCUGGAUGAUCCCUUGUCAGCUGUUGAUGUGCACGUUGGAAGACAACUUUUGGACCGAGUGAUUGGACCCACUGGACUCAUGAACAGCAAAACAUGCAUUUUAGUGACCCACAGCCCUGCAGUUUUACCUCUUGCUGACAUGAUAGUGGUAAUGGAAGAUGGCAAGAUAAUUGAGAUGGGAUCCUAUCAGAAACUACUGUCUGACAGGCAGAAGUUUGCAGAAUUCCUUCAGGUUUAUUGCCAAGAAACUAAAGGCAGCCGCUCCAGUGCUGAAGAAAAUACAGAAAAACUGAAAAGCAGCACAGUCUUAAAAGAAAUAUCGAAAGGGCACUCUGAAGAAAAGCAAGGCCAGCGUGUAAUGAAUAAGGAAAAAGUUGCAACUGGAAAUGUUAAAGGAUCUGUUAUCAAUAAAUACCUACAAUCCUUUGGGUGGAUGUGGGUUCUUCUCACUAUAGGUGCCUAUGUAGGCCAGAAUAUCAUUUCAGUGGGACAGAACUGGCUGCUUAGCACCUGGACAUCGGAGGCCAAACAGGUGCAGGAUCUGGCUGAAUGGAAGGAUCUCAGGAACUCAAGACUCACCAUCUAUGGAUUAAUGGGUCUCAUGCAAGGUUUGCUGGUAUGUUGCGGUGCUUUUGUCUUGACCAGAGGGACUUUGCAUGCCUCUCGAAUUCUGCAUCACCAGAUGCUGGACAGCAUUCUUCAUCUUCCUCUUCUGUUCUUCGAGACAACCCCUAUGGGUCAGGUCAUCAGCAGGUUCACUAAGGAUAUCUUUACAAUUGAUGAGCGUUUCCAUUACUACCUCCGGACCUGGUUGAAUUGUAUGUUGGAUGUGGUGGGAACCGUGCUGAUAAUUACUGUCGUCACACCAACUUUUCUGUUGGUAGUCUUCCCAUUGGCUGUCCUUUACCUUACUAUUCAGAGGUAUUACAUUGCAAGUUCCAGACAGAUUCGUCGGUUGGAUGGAGCAUCCCGCGCCCCUGUGAUCUCACACUUCAGUGAGACUCUGUUUGGUGUGUCUACAAUCCGAGCAUAUGGAUACCAGGACCAGUUCAUUAACCAGAACAAACAAGUAGUGAAUGAAAACCUGGUCUGCUACUAUAACAAUGUCAUUUCAAACAGAUGGCUGGCAGUGAGACUGGAGCUGGUUGGAAUCCUGAUGAUAUUCCUAGCUGCCCUAUUCAUGGUUUAUAAUACAGACAGUAUGGAUUCUGGAACAGUGGGUUUAGCCAUGUCAUAUGCUUUAAAUAUCACUGCAACUUUGAAUUUUUGGGUUCGUAAAGCAUGUGAAAUAGAAACCAAUGCUGUGGCUGUUGAAAGAGUUUAUGAAUAUGCUGAAAUGGAGAAAGAGGCUCCUUGGGUCCUAUCCAAAAGACCACCUCAAAGAUGGCCUAGCCAAGGGAUUGUCAAAUUCAUUAACUAUGAAGCUCGAUACAAGAAAGAACUGGAGCCUGCUCUGAAAGACGUAACAUUCCAGACACUCAGUCAGGAGAAGGUUGGAAUUGUUGGAAGAACUGGUGCAGGGAAAUCAACCCUAAGUAACUGCUUAUUCAGGAUCAUAGAAGGGGGGAAAGGCAUUAUUUUAAUAGAUGGUGUUGACAUAGCCAGUAUUGGGCUACAUGACUUGCGUGGGAAACUCAACAUUAUUCCACAGGACCCCAUUUUAUUCUCGGGGCCCCUCAGGUUGAACCUGGAUCCAUUGGAAAGGCAUUCUGAUGCAGAGCUGUGGCAAGCUCUGGAAAUAUGUUAUCUGAAAGACUUUGUGUGCUCGUUACCGAAGCAGCUGCACCAUGAAGUUUCAGAGGGGGGAGAAAAUCUCAGUGUUGGACAACGGCAGCUGAUCUGCCUUGCACGUGCCUUACUACGGAAAACAAAAAUAUUGAUCCUAGAUGAAGCAACCGCCUCUAUCGACAUGGAAACUGACAACUUGGUCCAGCUGACCAUUCGGAAGGAGUUCUCUGACUGCACCAUACUAACUAUAGCUCACAGGAUACAUACAAUAAUGGACUCGGAUAGGGUGCUAGUUUUGGAUUCUGGAAGAAUUGUAGAGUUUGACUCUCCAAGCAAUCUGAUCCAGCGAAAGGGUGUUUUCUUUCACAUGGUUUCCGAGGCUGGCAUAAUUCAGAACAAGAGUGACUCUGUGAGUCAUUGGGACUGAAACAGUCACUGGCUUACUUGACGUACUGUAGCAUUUUGAACACCUAAAGCAAAAAAAAUGACAGAUAGUAAUUCCAAACUAUUGGUCUUUUCAAGUGCAUUUACAUGGGGUAAGGGUCCUUAUAAAAUGAUCCCAGUAUGCCAAGGUUGUUCCUGCUAAUUAAUUUCAAUUAAGGUAUUAGCACCUUAUCAGUCUUCCAAAACCAUAUACUGUAACUUAGAUAUGUUCAUUUGCAGUGUUUAGUUUUAAGGAACACUCAGAUAUUUUAAUACCUCACUUACAUUUUAGAAUAACGUAUUUAUUUUGAACCAAAACUAUUCAUUUUUAACCUGUUACUUGAGUCCACCUUGUUGGACUUACAGUAAAUCAGAAAGGCAUAUGUGAUGCCCCUUAGGUCCUUAAUGAAAGAUUGUGCUAAUAAGGCAGGAAGUAAUUUAAAAUGAAAGCAAUACUAGUAAUACCAAACUACAAAACAGCAGGAAAGCCUAUAGUAAAUAUACAUUACGUUGAUACAUCAUUCAUGUGCCAACAUCUGCCACCAUGCAAAUGGAGUUAUUGUCAUUUAAAACAUUGUUUUAUUAUUCUCAAUAACUAAAAGGCAAUGACAACGUAUGCAUGUAAUCAAACCAAAAAUAAAUACUUAUUUUUAAAAAAGCACUCAGCACAAGUAAUUGCACAUAACCUCCUGUAGGAAGUGUAUUAUUGUCUCAAGAGUAACUGAGCAUAGCACAAACAUAUUUUAAACUGCCCUGAUUUGCAGUACAAAACAGUUCAACCUGCUAUGUAAUAUUUUAUAUUCCACUACCAAACAACCGCUGCUGAACUUACCCAAUCCCAAACAAAACUGAUAACGAAUCUUUUGGUUUUCAGAAGAUUGUGUAAGGCUUGUGUAUUUAUUGUUGACACACAAUAUGUGGGUUCAAAAGACUUUAUUGGGAGAGCGCACGGUAUGUUCAGCAAUAUAGUCAUGGAUAAAUGCAUAUUAAGUUUUCUUGUUGCAGAAUCAGGGGCCUGACAUCCAUGAUGAUACUUUUCCUAAGUUUCUUCCACUUGUUGUGCUUUAAGGUAUGGUAUAGUACAAUAGGAUUUUAUAGAUAACACAUGGAUUAUAAUAGCCAAUGAUUUAAUACAUAAUAUUGGGAUACUGUUUCUAAACUGCAAUUUGUCAGAAAACUAUUUAAAUCUUCUUUUCUUCUUUUAUUAAAAACCUAAGCUUGCUCUUGUAAUUUAAUCUGAUUUUUACUUACAAAUCACAAUGUUGGCUUUGCUUAUAACAGUGCCGUUUGGAAUAAGAAAAAAAACUUUUGUAUAUUGCCCCUUAGAUGUUUCUUUAAUUGUUUACAAUUGUUACAAAAGAGUUAAGAAGUCUGUUUCUGUUAAUAAAGGUCAGGACUGUUUGCCUAAAAAAUAUAAGAUGCUUUUCUUUUAAGAAAAUACAUAUGCAGAACAUGAUUUUGUUUUUGUUUUGUUU